This is a messenger RNA of Aspergillus aculeatus ATCC 16872, 804 nucleotides long. RefSeq names its product A4/G1 family peptidase. Bases 1 to 804 code for a protein of 267 amino acids. The record is from RefSeq and is a predicted model, not a curated record. The transcript is spliced from 2 exons. NCBI's taxonomy places the organism in Eukaryota, Fungi, Ascomycota, Eurotiomycetes, Eurotiales, Aspergillaceae. Gene Ontology annotation, molecular function: glutamic-type endopeptidase activity. Gene Ontology annotation, biological process: proteolysis.
AUGAAGUUCACCGCCGCUAUUGCUGCUAGCAUCCUCGCUGGUACCGUUGCUGCCAUCCCCAACCGCGGUCUCGAAGCUCGUGUCAAGGCUCGCGCUUCUGGCACUCGCGGCUCUCGCCCUCUCGAGGCUGUCAACCGCCCCGCGACGGUCAAGAACCAGACCAACGUGGAGUACAGCUCAAACUGGUCUGGUGCCGUCCUGGAGAGCCCCCCCUCAGCUUCUGCGACCUACACGGCUGUGACUGGUACCUUUACUGUCCCCGAACCCACCGGCACCGGUAGCGGCGCUGCCUCCGCCUGGGUGGGCAUUGACGGUGACACCUACGGCAACGCCAUUCUUCAGACCGGUAUCGACUUCACCCUCACCAAUGGCCGCGCUUCCUAUGAUGCCUGGUACGAGUGGUAUCCCGACUACGCCUACGACUUCAGCGGCAGCAUCGACAUCUCUGCCGGUGAUGUGAUCGUCGCCAUCGUUGAGUCGUCCUCUUCUACCAGCGGGACUGCUAUCAUUGAGAACAAGAGCACUGGCCAGACUGUGACCAAGAAGCUGUCUGCUCCUUACUCCAGUGCCAAGCUCGGUGGUCAGAAUGCUGAGUGGAUCGUGGAAGACUUCGAGGAGAAUGGCUCCCUGGUUAACUUGGUCGACUUCGGCACCGUGACCUUCACCGGCGCCGUUGCCCAGGCUGCUGGCGGCGAGAGCGUCGGCCUCGAUGACGCCACCGUCAUUGAGAUUGAGCAGUCCGGCAAGGUCGUGACUGAUGUCACUAUUAACAGCGACUCCUCGGUUACUAUCUCCUACGUCUAA